Messenger RNA from Schistocerca americana (American grasshopper), 1239 nucleotides. RefSeq lists its product as uncharacterized. The transcript is spliced from 8 exons. Lineage: Eukaryota; Metazoa; Arthropoda; Insecta; Orthoptera; Acrididae. Bases 145 to 954 code for a protein of 269 amino acids. The record is from RefSeq and is a predicted model, not a curated record.
AUUACUUCAAACUGAAGAGCCAGUAUUAUAGAAGGUUGAGCCAUCUGAAACUGAAUUGGCUGAUGUUUGACUAGGAGAAAACAUUUCCUGUAUAAUUUUCAAAAAUGAAUCACACAUACGCAGAAAAGUGGGAGUGAGUGUGUCAUGAUAAUCCAUGACCUGACAGUACUGGCAAAGGGGUCGGAGGUCAGGGUGACUAUUGGCAAUCCUGUAGCCUUGCCAGAGGGCGGCUUCAGUAUGGCAGCACUGCCUGCACCCACACGGCCAGCAAUAACGUCUCUUGCAGAGUCCAGGAUACAAGCAAAUGGCAGUGCAGGAUCCACCCACACACAGCCGUUGCUAUCUCAGAUGGGAAAUAACACUACUGAACUUUCACCUCCAGCUGACGAGCACAUAUUCCCACUCACUACUUCCAGCUGGUACCAGAACGAUUCUACUGAGCUAGAAAUUUCACGCAUCGGUCAUGACAUCGGCUUAGAAAUAGACAAAAAAAGUGCACAGAUGAAGCGUGGCUUUGCUAAUCUGUUAAACUGGAAUGAAAGUUUCUUUGCUGAAAUGAUAAAAACAAUAGAUGAAGGUGCACACAAAACACAUGAAAGUCUGUUGACAUUAAGUGAAAAUCUAGCUCCAUCAAAUCUCGUAACACAACGAUUUUCAUCCGUGAUCCAGAAUCUUCUGGUUGAAAAUGUUGCUUUAGCACAUCUUGUGAAGAAGCAGGCCCAGAGAAACAGAGUAACAGUUGAAACCUUCGCUAGAACACAAUUAGAAACUCUGCAGCCGUUCAAACAUUUUCUCAACAUUCAACUUCAUAAAUUUAAAGAAGUUGAGAGAAUCCAGAGAGAACAUAUAAAACAGCUAGAAGCUAAAUUGAAACAUAAAGAGGAGUUGCUCUCCAGAUUACAAAACCUAAUUAAUGUGGCCACUGAGGAUGAGAAGUUGUUUCAUCAUGUAUAAGCAGAAAAUGAAAAUUAUCCUCUGAAAUGGGAAUGACAUUGAUGUGUUUAAGUUUAUAGAUUAUGGAGCGGGACUCCAGUUUACAAGAAUUAUUUGAAAUUGUUGAGAGAAUGCAGAAGAAUAUCAAGGGCCCUAAACCGUAAAUUCAUUUCAUUACAGGAGCUGGAUUCCAAUUUACAGAAAUUGAUUGGAAAAUCCGUUUCUGUAAACUGGAGUCCAGCUCCUGCAAUAAAAACAUUUAGCUGUGAUAAAUAUUUAUUUACAAAAAUCAAAUACCAACUUAAC